UCGAUAGUGGGAGGAGGCAGGAGGAGGAUAGAGGCGGGAGAGGAGAGCGAUGCAGGGAUGCUGCUGACUGAGUGAGUGAGUAAAGAGUGGAUGUUGGCUGCCUCACAUCGCCGUCGUUGUUGUGGAGGACGAGAAGGAGGGGGGUACAGCCUGUCGUGGAGCGGUUUGCUCUCCCACAUCACAUUCCUUCUCUCCGUGGACAAAGGAAGAUGAAGAGCCUCUCUGCUCCUCCUCGCCAGUCACUCGUCAACUCUCAGAGGAUAAAAUAACAUUUCAAAAUAGGGGAGCAAAGGCAACAAGACAAAGAAGGAAAGAUGACCAGGCUGGCGCACAUGCUUGCCUUCUGCAUGACUUUCUGCGCCUUCCGUGGAGCGUCUGCUGCCAACAACUAUAAUUGCAAUGGCCCUUUGGUGUCCGCACUUCCGCGCUCGUCUUUUCAGAGCUCGUCGCAGUCCUCAGUCAGCUACGCCGCCCACCACGCUAAGUUGCACAGGACAGACGGGGCCGGCGGCUGGUCUCCAAUGGCGAGCGACAAGGAGCCGUGGCUCCAGCUGGACCUCAGGGAGCAGAUGGAGGUGACAGCGGUGGCCACACAAGGAUGCUAUGACAGCUGGGACUGGGUCAGCACGUAUUUACUCCUCUACAGCGAUACAGGCCGAGCGUGGAGGCGCUAUCGCUAUGAUGAUGGCACAGAGACAUUUGUUGGGAAUAUAAAUUCGGAGGGUGUCAUUCAGAACAAGCUCUCUCACUCGAUAAGAGCCCGCUUCCUUCGAUUCGUGCCUCUCGACUGGAAUCCAAGCGGUUGGAUGGGCCUCAGGGUGGAAGUUUACGGCUGUUCCUAUAAGUCCCAUGUGGCAGAUUUUGAUGGCAGAAGCUCCCUGCUGUAUCGAUUUAACCAAAAGUCCAUGUCCACCGUGAAAGAUGUCAUCUCGCUGCUGUUUAAGAGUCAGCAGGCCAACGGGGUUUUGCUGCAUGGCGAGGGGCAGAGAGGAGACUAUAUCACUCUGGAGCUCCAUCGGGGAAAACUGGACUUCUACCUAAACUUAGACGACAGCCGACCAAGUUUGAGCGUCCCCCGCAUUGCCGUCACGGUGGGCAGUCUUUUGGACGACCAGCAUUGGCACGCGGUGCACGUGGAGCGCUUCAACAAGCAUGUCAACCUCACAGUGGACGCCCACACACACCACUUCCAAACCCAAGGGGAGGCCUACUCGCUGGAGGUGGACUAUGAGCUGAGCUUCGGUGGAAUCCCACUUCCUGGAAAACCUGGCACGUUCCUCAGGAAGAACUUCCAUGGAUGCAUGGAGAACCUGUAUUACAAUGGCAUAAAUAUCAUUGACCUGGCCAAACGACGCAAGCCACAGAUACACAGUGUGGGCAACGUGACCUUCUCGUGCUCGCAGCCCCAGCUGGCGGCUUGUACCUUCCUGAGCGCCAACAGCAGCUUCCUGACACUUCCGUCAGUAGCGGCGGGGGCCCCUGCCAUGGGGGACUUCUCCGCCCGCUUCCACUUCCGCACAUGGAAUACCGCGGGGCUGCUGCUGUCUGCGCCACUCGGCCCAAGGCCCCAGAGAGCACAGCUCCACAUCCACAACGGCCGGCUGCAGCUGACCCUGUAUGCCUCUGGGCACAAGUCGGAGGUCUCUCCAGAUUACACAGUCAAUGAUGGAUUGUGGCAUUCUGUGAGUCUGGAGACAAGCAAUUUCCUCAUCCGUCUGACAGUGGAUAGGGAGUUGCCAUCGGAGAUCGAACUGUCAGCGGCGCUGAAAUUGAGAGGAAACUUUUAUUUUGGAGGAUGUCCCACUGGUGACUGUCCAUCCCCGGCCUUUCAGGGAUGCAUGCAGCUCAUCUCCAUUAACGGCCAGCAAAUGAACCUCAGCCACGUGCAGCAAGGCAUGCUGGGAAACUUUAAUCACCUUCACUUUGACACGUGCGGCAUCAUGGACAGGUGUGUUCCCAACAAGUGCGAGCACGGCGGGCUUUGCUCGCAGACCUGGCACACUUUUUCUUGCGACUGCUCCGGAACAGGAUACUCGGGAGCAACUUGUCACAGCUCCAUCUAUGAGUCAUCCUGCGAAUCCUACAAGUUGAACGGCGGUUCCUCAGGCUUUUAUUCCAUCGACCCCGAUGGCAGCGGACCCCUAGGGGCCACACAGGUGUACUGUAACAUGACAGAAGAGAAGGUCUGGACGGUUUUGGCCCACAACAGCACUGCUCCAGUCCGAGUGCAGGCUUCAUUACUGCAGCGGCCUCACAUCAUGGUGCUCGACUACGGCGCCUCAUCGGAACAACUGCACACAAUCGUGUCAAGGUCAGAGCAGUGCCAACAAGAAGUGGCUUACAACUGCAAGAGGUCCCGUCUCUUCAACACAAAAGAUGGCAGUCCAAUGUCUUGGUGGCUGGACCGACGCGGAGAGAGGCGGAGCUAUUGGGGAGGCUUUCUGCCAGGAAUCCAGCAGUGCUCCUGCAGCCUGGAAGAGAACUGUGUUGACAUGAACUACUUCUGCAAUUGUGACGCUGAUGCAGACAUAUGGGCCAACGACACAGGCGUUCUCUCUUACAAAGACCACCUACCAGUGAGCCAGAUAGUGAUCGGAGAUAUCGGCAGAGCCGGCUCGCAGGCCAUCUACCAUAUCGGCUCUCUGCGUUGUUAUGGAGACAGGUCUAUGUGGAAUGCAGCCACCUUCUACCAAGAAUCAUCGUACCUCUAUUUUCCCACCUCACCAGCCGAGCUUGCAUUAGACAUCUCCUUCUACUUCAAAACGAGCGCUCCCUCAGGAGUUUUUGUGGAGAACCUGGGCCUCAAAGACUUUGUCAGAGUGGAACUCAGCUCUCCAUCCACAGUGUCAUUUUCCUUUGAUGUCGGAAGCGGUGCGGUGGUCCUGUCCAUCAAGUCGCACAUGCUGCUGAAUGACCGUCAGUGGCAUUACAUCAAGGCAGAGCACAAUGUCAAGGAGGCCUCCCUGCAAGUGGACCAGCUUCCUGCACGCUUCCUGUCUGCUCCUGCGGACCGACAGCUGCCCUUAAAGCUAAGCAGCCAGCUUUUUGUCGGCGGAACGACCUCGCUGCAGCGGGGUUUCUUGGGCUGCAUGAGGAGCCUGAUGAUGAAUGGUCGGAGCUUGGACCUGGAAGAACGGGCCAAAGUUACGCCGGGGGUGAGCGCCGGGUGCCCCGGGUACUGCAGUGGCUCUAGCAGCCUAUGCCACAACAGGGGGCGGUGCAUCGAGAAAAGCAACGGCUACACGUGUGACUGCUCCCAGUCGGCCUAUGCGGGGACCUCAUGUAACCAAGAGGUGUCGGUGUCGUUUGACCGAGAGUCAUCGCUGACCUACACACAUCAGGAGCCUUUCUCCGUGAUGCUGAACAAAAGCUUGCAGGCGGAGAGCAGCAGCAGCAGCCGGGCCAGAGAGGACUUUUCAUUCAGCUUCAUCACCUCUCAGAGCCCCGCCAUGCUGUUUUCUGUCAGCACCCUCAGCCGCCAGUACAUUGCUGUAAUUGUGGCCAGGAAUGGGAGUCUGCAGAUCUGGUACCACCUGCAGGCAGACAGGAAGCCAGACGUGUUCUGCCCCACUACCACUAAUCUGGCAGAUGGACGAAGCCACAGAGUACGAAUCCAGAGAGUGGAGGAGAAAAUCUAUGUUAAGGUGAGGCAGGCACAGGUGGACCAGGACAUCCCCAGAAAAUACACCCUUUCCUUUGAUGGAGAAUUAGUCUUGAUCAGAACUUUGACAUUGGGUAAAGUCACCAGGUUGGAUGCUUUCUAUGAGGAAGUAGCUGAAGCUGCUGCGGAGGGUUUCGUGGGCUGCCUCUCGUUGGUUCAGUUCAACAACAUGGCACUGCUAAAGGCGGUACUCACCAACCCUGGAAGGUCAUUGGUCACUGUCCGUGGCCCAUUGGUCCAGUCAAAUUGUGGUGCGCUGGCAGACUCUUCCUCGCGAUCUUUGCAAGAUCAAACUAUGACAACAAAUAAUGGAAAGAAGAAGCAUGGGCGUGAUACACAGAAUGAUGUGGCUGUCAUUGCAGGAGUGGUUACGGCGGUGGCCUUCAUCAGCGCGUGUGCUCUCGCCGCCACCACCCGCCUCCUUUACCAGCGGCGGCAAGCCCAUCGUGACGUCGUCGUGAAGCAAGAGGGAACACCCGCUGUCUACAUGGACUACAGGACUGAGACACAGCCCCGUGGCUCGGUGCGGGAGAACAUGAAGGAAUAUUACAUCUGAUCUUCGCCUGACACAAAGCACCAAAGUCUGUUGUACUGGAGCAGCCCUCACAACAAAUACAUUGGCGCUCCCUUUUGAAGUCUCUCAAAAACAACCCCGGAUUGAAAAUGUGAAAAUAAAUAAAUAAAUCUAUCAAAUAAAAUCCUGAAAAAAGCUGGAAAAUAGACUACUUGAAACAUGUUUUCAGCAUCUCUGUUUGAUUUGGGUGGAACUGCAAUUGUAGUUCUUCUCUUGUAUACAGCAGAAGAUGAAUGUUAGACUUGAAGGAAAUACGCGGUGCAAAAAAAAUAAAAUAAAAAAAAAUAAAACGGGUGCAUUAUAAUCUCUCCGACUUGACGGAUAUUCCCACAUUUCCGUGGGAACUCCCGAGGGAAAGUGCACAUGGCAGCCGUCGGAGAAGGAAUAAGGUCAGCGCGGACCUAAAGUGCACGAGUGCCUCAUUUAAAUACCAACCUUUUAGAAAAGGAGCAUUUGAGUUCUUCUUCCCCAGUGACCAGAACCCCCAGUGAGGUUCACCCUUGCUGUUUGGACAUUACAACGAGCAGAGGACACCAAUUAAAUCCAAGAGACUCAGCUCUUUUGUUGACCUUGUGCACGUAUCCAAACCACUUCAUGCUUGGGAGUGUUUCUGGGAUUCAUGUUGGCUCCCUCGGUAUUCCUGAAUGCUGCACUCUUUGGGUGCAUCCGUUUAGAUGUAGGCUGGCAACUCUUGAAAGUCUGUUCUACCUUUGAUAGCUGUGUUCCUUCUUGUGUAUUCUUAUUUUUCCAGUAUAAGAACAAGAUGUAUAUUGUAUCAUGAGGGCAACGGUGAGGCGGAUCAUUUAAACAAAGUCAUAAAAGGAUGACAGUAUGUGAAUAAAAAUGAACAAUGACUUGUGA
Molecule: messenger RNA, 5096 nt
Organism: Hippocampus zosterae (dwarf seahorse)
Lineage: Eukaryota; Metazoa; Chordata; Actinopteri; Syngnathiformes; Syngnathidae
Product: contactin-associated protein-like 5
Exons: 24
Coding region: 315-4217 (1300 amino acids)
Source: RefSeq, a predicted model, not a curated record